AUAAAAAGAACGGUGACCCAGUGAUGAGCAUCAGUUCACCCAACUGCACUCACACACCUCUACCAAAAUGUUCAAGCUUCUGUUCGUGACCGCCUGCGUGGUGCUUGCCGCCUCCGCCGCCCCCGAGCCCAAGCCCGGCGUUGUGGCCGCCGCCUACACCGUGCCGGCCGCCGUGCCCCUGGCCACCAGCUCGCAGUACAUCGCUCGCAACUACAACGGCCUCGUCUACUCUGCCCCCCUGGUCGCUUCCGCCCCCGUGGUCGCCUCCGCCCGCUACGUCGCUAGCCCCUUCAGCCCCUACGCUUACUCUGCGCCCUACGUCGCAGCCGCCCCCGCUGUCCACUACGUCUGAGCUUAUCAACUGAACUCUUUGGCUUGCAGAGAAAAAUUGUGCAAUGUCUCCUGCUCCUGUGAAUAAGAUGUAAAAAUUUAAAUUAAACGCUGCAAAUGAAAAUUGAA
Cloeon dipterum is the source of this 459-nucleotide messenger RNA. Its product is annotated as cuticle protein 16.5-like. The coding region runs from base 68 to 352 and encodes 94 amino acids. NCBI's taxonomy places the organism in Eukaryota, Metazoa, Arthropoda, Insecta, Ephemeroptera, Baetidae. The transcript has 2 exons. The record is from RefSeq and is a predicted model, not a curated record.